AUGAUAAAUAAUGAAUUAAAUGACUUUGUAAAAAAAGCAUAUUAACACAAUUUAUUGAGUAAACUAUUUAAUAUAUCCUUCAAGCUCCUCUCAUGAAUAAAUUAAGAAUACGUACUUAAAUAGUAAGCAGAUCCAUUAAUAAAGAUUAAAAUAAGAAAUUCUUAAGUAAAGUUGCAAAUACAAGUCAAAAUGAGAAAAUUUCGCAAUAAAAGAUUAGUGAUGAAGAUACAGAAAGGAGUAGUUCGAAACUUUUUAGCUCAUUCUUGUUACGACAGGAAAGAAAAAACACUUUAAGUCCUUAGAAAAUGAAUAAAAUUUUAUCCAAUUCUAAGGAAGAAAUACCGUAAUAGUUAGCUGAUGUUUUUGGAGAGAUAAAUAGAAUGGAAGUUGAAUCUGAUGGCAAGCUAAGAUGUAAAUCAAUGUAUGUUAGGAAUAUCAGAAUAAAUAAAUAAUAACUAGCUAAAUAUUUAUAAAGAUAUUACCCUGAUAUUAUAUGUGAAUAAAUUGUAAAAGUUUUGAAAAUUCCUCAAAUUCUGACUUUUAGCUAAUAUCAUAAGUUGAUUAGAAAAAUCGAAAAUUUAGAUUUAAAAUAGUAAAUUCGUGUCUGUUUUCUCUUUUAUGAUUUAAAUAAUUAAGCAGAAAUAACUACUAAGAAUUUAAUUGAAUUAUUAAAUCAAAAUGGCAAUCCAUAAAUUGAGUUAGAUAUUCUCCACAUGAUUAAAUAAACAAAGAUUUAGAUAUCAAAUCAGAUAAACAAUGAUGUAAAAUAGAUCUUACCUUCCAUAUUGCCUCUCAGUGUUUUAAGGUCUAAUUAGAUCAGAGUGUGAUUCUGUCAUAAGGAAAAUAGUCAGUAGUAUCGAAUGAUGGUAGAAGGGGACAGCAGGGAAAUGUUAGUUAGAGGAACUCCUUAGAUUUUAAUAUUGAAAUUGAUUAGGAUAGCACAAGUCAUUCCAGAAACACUCUUACAAAGAAGAAAAUUAUGUUAAUUACUCAAAUAAACAAAGAAGAAUAGGAACUUGAUGUAAAAAAUAUAGUGUUUUAUAAAUCUGAAAGAAAGAAAAAUAAAAGCAAAUUUAUGAAGGAUGAAAAUAAAAAUUAAAAUAAAAUUAGUAUAGAUUUGAAUAAAUUUACUAAUAUUUGGUAUCCUCAAAAACCUAAUUUAUUUAAUGACCUACUAAGAAAUUUAACUUCAAAACCAUGA
Molecule: messenger RNA, 1201 nt
Organism: Paramecium octaurelia
Lineage: Eukaryota; Ciliophora; Oligohymenophorea; Peniculida; Parameciidae
Source: the annotation of a GenBank genome assembly